Molecule: messenger RNA, 1122 nt
Organism: Microthlaspi erraticum
Lineage: Eukaryota; Viridiplantae; Streptophyta; Magnoliopsida; Brassicales; Brassicaceae
Source: the annotation of a GenBank genome assembly
AUGCGAACUCGAUCGAGUCGAACAACAGAAGACUUGGUCGAGCUAGAUUUCACCACAGGUAGAAAGAGAAGUCAGAUAACUCAGAGGGUACAAGAGGAACCUGAGGUGCUUGUUACUGAUACAAUGGAUGUACCAGAGGGUAAUGGAAACCCUUUGGGCAAUGGACUCGGUCGAGCUAGGCAACCUCGACCGAUUGGUCUAGGAGAUGCUCCAAACCGCCAUCAACAAAGACAAGGGAUUGUCCCACCACCUGUUCAGAACCACAACUUUGAGAUCAAGCUGGGAAUGAUCAACCUUGUGCAGAACAAGAUGUUCCAUGGAUUGCCAAGUGAAGACCCCAUUGAUCACCUUGAUGAGCUUGAUAGGUUAUGUGAUUUGACAUUGAUCAAUGGUAUCUCUGAAGAUGCCAUCAAGCUGAGACUCUUCCCCAUGUCUCUUGCUGACAAAGCUCACCAAUGGGAGAAGAACUUGCCCCAUGGCACAAUCUCCACCGGUCUCACAGCCAAGCUAAGGAGUGAGAUCUCGAGCUUCAUACAGAGAAGCUUCAUACAGAGGAACAAUGAGACUUUUGCUGAGGCUUGGGAGAGGUUCAAAGGGUACACAAGUCAGUGCCCCCAUCAUGGCUUCAACAAUGAGUCUUUGCUAUCUACUUUUUAUAGAGGUUGUUUGGCAAGAUAUAGAGAGAUGUUGGACACAGCCAGCAAUGGGAACUUCCUUAAUCAGAAUGUUGAUGAUGGUUGGCAGCUUGUGGAAAACAUGGCCAUUUCAACUGAAUGCUAUGGAGAGCAUUAUGACAGUACAGACUGGAGCUCGACCGCGCACUCGAUCGAGCUGGAAGCACAGAUGAGAAAAGACAUGCUUGCACUCAAUUCAAAGUUGGACAAACUGAUCCUGGCUCAAUUCCCUGCUAAGCAUGUCAAUUCUGUCUCUGGAAAAACUCUAGUUAAGGAUCAGGAAGGGGAGGAGACCCAACAUGAGGUUUGCUAUAUUCAAAAUAGACAAGGAGGCUAUAGGAAUCCUCAGCAAGGACAUCAAGUCAACUAUGGCCAACAAGGGACAUACACUAGCUAUCCAACCACCUUGCCGCAACAACAACCUAGUGUCCCACCAGGCUUCAUCUAA